Molecule: messenger RNA, 661 nt
Organism: Salvelinus fontinalis (brook trout)
Lineage: Eukaryota; Metazoa; Chordata; Actinopteri; Salmoniformes; Salmonidae
Gene: pgfb
Product: placental growth factor b
Exons: 6
Coding region: 126-512 (128 amino acids)
Biological process (GO): positive regulation of endothelial cell proliferation; positive regulation of angiogenesis; vascular endothelial growth factor receptor signaling pathway
Cellular component (GO): membrane
Molecular function (GO): vascular endothelial growth factor receptor binding; growth factor activity; chemoattractant activity
Source: RefSeq, a predicted model, not a curated record
AAAGCAUUUUAUUUGUCUGAAAUAAAUGAUCCUGUCCAGGUGCUUUUUUUAAACGUUAAGUUCUUGUCUGUUUUAUUUUGCAGAGUACUCCCUCACCCAGCACAAACAGCACAACUGGAGUAUUAAUGUUUCAGGAUGUGUGGGGCCGUAGUUUCUGCCGGACCAUAGAGAAGCUGGUGGAGGUGGUCCAAGAGUACCCUGGGGAGGUGGAGCACAUCUACAGCCCCUCCUGUGUGCCCCUGGUGCGCUGCGCUGGUUGCUGUGGCGAUGAGAACCUGGAGUGUCAUCCUACUCGGACCUCUAAUGUCACCAUGCAGCUGUUGAAAAUCAAGCCAGCGGAGCAGGGUCAAGAAUACGUUGAGAUGACUUUUGUGGAGCACCAGACAUGUGAAUGUAGAAUCAGGAAGGCUGUGGUGAAAAGUGAAAGAAGGAGACAGAGAGGGAGAGGAAAGAAAAGAAAGGAGAGACAGAGAGCGAAAGCUUGUGACAGGUGUCAGCCCCCUCGCAGGUAACUGCAGGAGCAGCCCUACACCUGUUGCCACCGGCAUCUCUAUUUAUUCCCUGCCCAGCGCUAACAGUAUCAAGAGUCUUCAAAACAAACACAUCAAUACUGUGUGUCUCCAUGCACCUAGAGACUCAAGCAGCUGGGUUGUUAUGGUGA